Molecule: messenger RNA, 1563 nt
Organism: Colletotrichum truncatum
Lineage: Eukaryota; Fungi; Ascomycota; Sordariomycetes; Glomerellales; Glomerellaceae
Product: ring-5 like protein
Biological process (GO): protein polyubiquitination; ubiquitin-dependent protein catabolic process; positive regulation of proteasomal ubiquitin-dependent protein catabolic process
Cellular component (GO): cytoplasm; ubiquitin ligase complex
Molecular function (GO): ubiquitin conjugating enzyme binding; ubiquitin protein ligase activity; zinc ion binding
Source: RefSeq, a predicted model, not a curated record
AUGGUAUGUGCCCUCGUCAUGCUCAUCUGCGCUCUUCUAACGUGUUUUAUCUGUACAGACUUUGAUGAGGACGACUUCGACGACGAACCCGACGCCGACCUAGGCAUAAUUAAGGACUCGGAUAGCAAAAAGAAGGUUGCUUAUGACAUCUCUUUCAAGAUGUACGAGCCCAAAGACAUUCAAAGCCAGCAGGAUGAAAUGAUCGAUGAAGUCAAUAUGAUCCUCAACAUCCGCAAGGAAGACGUUGCGAUAUUGUUGCGGCACUUCAGGUGGAACAAGGAGCGAUUGAUUGAGGAUUACAUGGACACUCCGAAUAAGGUACUGGAAGCUGCGGGGCUUGGAUCCAAGGUCACUGGCCCGCCCAAGUUGGAAGCUAUCCCAGGAUUUAUGUGCGACAUCUGCUGCGAAGACGAGGAAGGACUCCAGACGUUCUCAUUGAAGUGCGGCCACCGUUACUGCGUAGACUGCUACCGACACUACCUGACCCAGAAGAUCAGGGAAGAGGGCGAGGCCGCCCGCAUUCAGUGCCCCGCUGAGGGCUGCGGCCGCAUUAUCGACUCGAAAUCUCUCGAUCUCCUCGUCACCCCCGAGCUCGCGUCACGAUAUCACGAACUACUAAACCGAACAUACGUGGAGGACAAGGAUUCACUUAAAUGGUGCCCCGCACCAGACUGCCCGAACGCCAUCGAGUGCGCCAUCAAGAAGAAGGACCUUGAUAGGAUUGUCCCCACAGUUGCAUGCGGAUGUGGUCACCGCUUCUGCUUCGGCUGCAUACUCAACGACCACCAGCCUGCUCCCUGCGAGCUUGUCAAGAGAUGGCUCAAGAAAUGCGCCGACGACUCAGAAACUGCUAACUGGAUUUCUGCCAACACGAAGGAGUGUCCCAAGUGCAACUCCACCAUCGAGAAGAAUGGUGGCUGCAACCACAUGACUUGCCGUAAGUGCAAGCAUGAGUUCUGUUGGAUGUGCAUGGGCUUGUGGUCAGAGCAUGGCACCAGCUGGUACAACUGCAACCGUUUCGAAGAGAAGAGCGGUACCGAAGCUCGCGAUGCACAGGCCAAGUCCCGCAUAUCACUAGAGCGUUAUUUGCAUUACUACAACCGCUACGCCAACCACGAGCAGUCUGCCAAGCUGGAUAAAGACAUCUACCAUAAGACGGAGAAGAAGAUGGUGCAGCUGCAGACUGCCUCCGGAAUGUCAUGGAUCGAGGUGCAAUAUCUCAACCAGGCCUCGCAGACCCUCCAAACUUGUAGACAGACGCUUAAGUGGACGUAUGCCUUCGCAUUCUACCUGGCCCGUAACAACCUUACAGAAAUUUUCGAGGACAACCAGAAAGACCUGGAAAUGGCGGUUGAAGCACUAUCGGAGAUGUUUGAGAAACCCGUCACAGACCUUUGCGACAAGAAGCUGAAGGUAGACAUCAUGGACAAGACAUCAUACUGCAAGAAGCGACGCAUCAUUCUUCUGGAGGACACUGCCGACAACCUUGCCAAUGGUCGCUGGACCUUUAAUGUGGAUCUCCACAACCCCGCGGCUUCCGCUGCUACAAGCAGCCGCCGCUGA